This is a messenger RNA of Episyrphus balteatus (marmalade hoverfly), 5088 nucleotides long. RefSeq names its product 1-phosphatidylinositol 4,5-bisphosphate phosphodiesterase gamma-1 (gene sl). The record is from RefSeq and is a predicted model, not a curated record. The transcript has 2 exons. NCBI's taxonomy places the organism in Eukaryota, Metazoa, Arthropoda, Insecta, Diptera, Syrphidae. Bases 73 to 3729 code for a protein of 1218 amino acids. Gene Ontology annotation, biological process: phosphatidylinositol-mediated signaling; phospholipid catabolic process; positive regulation of epithelial cell migration. Gene Ontology annotation, molecular function: protein binding; phosphatidylinositol-4,5-bisphosphate phospholipase C activity.
AAAAAUAUGGAAAAUUAAAAAAACUAUAAUUUCUAUUUUGUGACAAGAAAAACCAAACAAAAAAAAACAACAAUGAAUUGCUUCAGUGCCAUCAGUGUUCCCACUCUCGGCGAAAUGGAACAAACUAUUUGCAUGCUCGAGCGAGGAACCAUCGUUACCAAGCUCUUCUCCAAACAUCGCCCCGAGCAAAAGAAAUUGAUACUUGUUCGUGAAACAAGACAACUUCUCUGGUCGCCUGUUAAUUCAAAUACUCGCACAGAUUUUGAAGGUUCAUUAGAUUUGCGCGAGGUAAAGGAAAUUCGUGUUGGAAAGAAUUCCAAAGAAUUUCGUAAUUUUGCCGAAGAAACUAAGAAAUUCGAGACUGCCAAAUGUUUUGUUGUUCUUUAUGGUAGUUCUUUCAAGCUUAAGACAUUCUCAAUUGUUGCUCUGAGCGAACAAGAAUGCGAAAAUUGGGUUAGAGGGUUAAAGUAUAUGGUUCAGGACACUAUUAUUGCUCCUUAUCCAUUGCAAGUUGAACGCUGGCUUCGGCGGGAAUACUAUGCCAUUGAGAAUACUAAUCAGCAUUCCAAAGAAGGCAUUAAUGUCACAGUAAAAGAUUUUAAAGCAUUCCUAGCCGGAGUCAGUUGCAAAAUGACGACGGGAAAGUUAAUGGAUUUCUUUUCCGAAGACGACAUUCGUCGCAAAUGCGAUCUGAGAUUUGAUGACUUCUCUCGAUUGUAUUGUCGUCUUCUUGUACCGACGACAUUUGUUUCUGAUUGCUUUCUUGACAAUCAGUGUAAAUAUUCCAGUGACUCGGAAACUGUGAGUCUUCGAGAGUUCAAGAAAUUCCUUCUAACCGAACAGCAAGAUCCAAUGGGUCAUGACGACAUAAUGGCUUCCAACUUUGUUCGUGAUUUCAUACAAGACAUCGAACGUGAUGUCCAAGAGCCAUAUUUCACUAUAUUCGAAUUUCUUGAUUUCUUAUUUUCAAAACAAAAUGAUUUAUGGGAUCGUAAUUGUGACAAAAUUUACAUGGAUAUGAAACAAUCUAUGUCGAAUUAUUGGAUUGCAUCGUCACACAAUACUUAUUUGACUGGCGAUCAGUUUUCGAGUGAGUCGUCGACUGAAGCUUAUGCUCGGGCUCUUCGUAUGGGUUGUCGUUGUAUUGAAUUGGAUUGUUGGAAUGGUCCAGAUAAUUUGCCAUAUAUCUUUCAUGGACAUACGAUGACUUCGAAAAUAAAAUUUAAAGAUGUUAUUAAAACAAUUAAGGAACAUGCAUUUGUGACGUCGGAAUUUCCGGUGAUUUUGUCGAUUGAGCAGAAUUGUUCGUUGGAACAGCAGAGGAAUAUGGCGCAAGCAUUGACUGAGGUCUUUGGAGACAUGUUGCUAACCCAACGUUGCGACCGUCUCGAAACUCAAAUGCCAUCGCCAUAUCAACUUAGACGAAAAAUAAUCCUUAAACACAAAAAACUUCCCGAAUACGAAGAUGGCUCAAGUUUGAGCAGUGUUGGUGGUGGCUCUGGAGUUUCCAUACGCUCUUCAGAUGACAAUGAAAACACCCGCAAUGUCAUCAAAGAAGGCAUGCUCUACUACAAAGAUCCAGUGGAUAAAUCAUGGAAUAUCUAUCACAUUGUUCUCACCCAACAAGAACUAAUCUAUUCCUCUGAGACUGAUGAAAAUCGUGACGAAGAACACGAACACUCCUCGUCAUCAUUAAUGCCAAAGCCCAAAGAAAAUCUAGUCAAUGAUGAAUUGCAUUUCGGUGAAAAUUGGUUUCAUGGUAAGUUGGAGGGAGGCCGUCAGGAAGCUGAUACUCUGCUAGAUGCUUAUAAACAUCUUGGCGAUGGAACAUUCCUUGUCCGUGAAUCGGCUACAUUUGUAGGAGAUUAUAGUCUUUCAUUUUGGCGUCGAAAUCGACCCAAUCAUUGUCGUAUUAAGUUGAAACAUGAAAAUGGAAUGACCAAGUACUAUCUGGUUGAUAAUUUCAUUUUUGAUAGUCUAUACAGUCUGAUUGUGUACUAUCGCAAAAAUAUGCUCCGUAGUUCAGAGUUUUCCAUCACACUGAAAGAACCAGUGCCACAACCAAAGAAACACGAAACCCAAGAGUGGUUUCAUCCGAAUACCACCAAAGAACAAGCUGAACAAGUACUUAUAAAAUUAGAUGUUGGGUCAUUUCUUGUUCGUAAUAGUGUACAGAAUGCCAAUGCUUUUGUCAUCUCCUUCACCAUCAACCGAAAAGUCAAACACUGUCGAAUUCUUCAGGAGGGACGGCUCUAUGUUGUCGAUACGACACAAUUUGAGAGUCUUGUUAGCCUGGUUAACUAUUACACUCGAAAUCCGCUCUACAGGAAUGUGAAAUUGCUCUAUCCUGUAUCGCAAGAGCUUUUGAAGCAAAAACUGUUAGCUUGUCAAGUGUCAUUGGUAAAUGAAACUAAUGGCAGUGAUUUUAACGAUGCAUCCAGCUACAUGGAUCCUAGUUUGGAUGAUCGUGUGACUUGUAAGGCUCUAUACAGCUACAAGGCUGAUAAACCUGAUGAAUUGUCAUUCCCAAAACAUGCGAUUAUAACUAAUGUCCAGAGAAAUAAUACAAUGUGGUGGCGAGGGGAUUAUGGGGGAAUGAUUCAGCGCCAUCUACCGGCAAAUUAUGUCAAAGUAAUUGAUGCUUCAAGUGAUGAAUACAAUUGCUUUGUAGGAGACGAAGGUAGCAUCAGUGAAAGCUUUUCCCGUACUGAUUCUAUUGAGAUCCAUGGAGCCAUUGCAAAUCUCUAUGAAUCCAACGAGGAAGGUAUCUUAGUGAAAAUGCACAUUCAAACCCCUACAAUGCAAAAUGCCCUAGUUAUUGGCUUUGAUAAUCAAGAACAAGCUGUUGAGUGGAUAAAGGCUAUUCAAGAGGCAGCUCAGAUUGCCAAUCAAUUGGCUACGGAGAGGAGAAAAAAGGAACGCAGUGCAAGAGUUGCCAAAGAAAUGUCAGAUCUUAUAAUUUACUUUAGAAGUGUUCCGUUCAAAGAGCACGGUUGGGUAUUUUAUGAAAUGUCCAGUUUCCCAGAGACGAAAGCAGAAAAACAAUUUCUCCAGCAAAAUCUGCAACUCUUCCUGGCCUAUCAUCGUAAUCAAAUAAGUCGUGUGUACCCCAAGGGACAACGUUUGGAUUCAUCGAAUUUCAAUCCUGUACCAUUUUGGAAUGUGGGCUCUCAAAUGAUUGCCCUAAACUAUCAAACUGGCGACAAGGCAAUGCAAAUGAAUCAGGCCAAAUUCCGAGAUAAUGGCAAUUGUGGAUAUCUUUUGAAGCCUAAAUUCAUGUGUGUCGAUGGUUUUGAUCCAAAUAAUCCACUUACUAUCAGCCCAGCUGAAGAAAAGAUCAUAACAAUUCGAAUAAUUGGUGGUCGACAUUUGUUCCGAGGUGGAAAGAGCAAUAAUCCCCUCGUUGUUGUUGAAAUAAUCGGUGCGAGCUUUGACAGUGGCAUCAAACAUAAGACUAAAGUCAAUGAUAAUGGAUACAAUCCAGUGUGGAAUGAAAUUUGCGAGUUUUCUGUUCGUAAUCCUCAUUUUGCAUUAUUACGAUUCGAAGUACAAGAUGAGGAUAUGUUUGCUGAAACACAUUUUAUAGCUCAAGCGGUUUAUCCUGUAAAUUGUAUAAGAACUGGUUAUAGAAGUGUUAUAUUGAGAAAUAAGUUUAGUGAAGAACUCGAACUAUCAUCGCUUUUAAUACACAUAUCGGUUAUAAAUGGAAGCUCCUUGAGGGGUAUUUGAUUUUUAUUUAAGAAAUAUUUGCAAAACUAAAAAAAAAAAUGAGCAAAAUCAAAAUGAUCAAAAUAUAUAUAUUUUUUAAGAUUUCCUAACAAAAUUUAUUAUGUAGGGUAGUAUACACUUAACAGUAUCUUUGCAUUUUAUAUACAUAUUUGUUUUCGUUCGUAAAUAAUCUCUUAGUAUGUUUUAGCUUAGAACAAAAAAAAAAUGAGAUAAAGUUAAUGUCGAAGCAUUUGCAACUAAACACAUCAAAAAAAAAACUUCCUAAUUAUGCUUGAGACUUAAGAUUAAUCUAUCAUAGAUGGGGAGGGUAGUAAUAAGUACGCCUUCAUUAUAAAAAAUAAUUAUUAAAUGUUGUCUGCCUAAACAAAAGUAUAUAUUUACAAUUUGUAAAAAGAGAAAAUAUUUGCAAGGGAAAGUAAUUUCCUUAGAAAAUUUUAGUUAAAAAAAAAUUAUAUCGGAAGCACAUACUGUACUGAGUACUGUCAGACAAAAUAAAGUGAAAAACAUUCUUAAUCAUUACUUUUUGUACAGAAAAAUCGAAUGCGGAAAGCAAAUUGUUUUAGCUCCAUAGAAUUUGUUAGAAUCUUAGAACAAUUUUGCUUUCGCCGACGAAAAGUUUUUGUUCCAGUUUUUAAAUAUUAAAUAAAUUGAAAAUUUGGGCACAGCGCAAUCUAUUGUAAAAUAUUUGGCAUGUUCAAAAUGUUUCAAAAAACGCUCGUGAAAAAGCUGUAUAAAAUAUCAACAUAUUUAAUGUUGUAAGAGCUUAUAUGACAAACAUUCAACUUCACGAGCGUUAAUAAAGACAAAGCAUCAUAAGUAUGAGUCUUUUCAGUUGAUAUAUGAACUCGCUUAAAACUUUAAAUUUUCGAAUGCAAUGCGGAUUUACGUAAGGAAACUUCCCAUUUUUAUUUUUUUUUUAUUGUACUUUCAAAGUGCUGUUCUUGAGAGUUUGUCUAGCAGUGACAGAACAAACAUUUUCUUUUGUACUAUAGAUAAGAUAUUACGUUUUGAGAUUGCAUAAGUAGUUUUGCAAAAAAAAAAUCGGACUCAGUACUCAAAAAUCCUUUAGAAAAGUAUGGUUCUGUUCAAGCUCUAUUUUCUUUGCCGACCUAACUAUGUAUUUUUUUUUUUUUUGCUACUUUCGCAUCUGUUCGAAAGUUAAUUUCAAUUAUACUUCCUCGUCAAACUGCGUGUCUUAAAUGAAUAAUAACAAUCUUAAUCUUCCAAAUAAAACCUAAUAAAAGAUUUGACAUGACUGGAGCUGUAUAAUUUUCAUUUUUUACAGAAUUACAGAGAUACAUUUUUUGCGAAUUCGAACACAUUUUUUGUAGAAUCGAAUUACAUAGUUGGGCCCCAAUG